Molecule: messenger RNA, 1674 nt
Organism: Cutaneotrichosporon cavernicola
Lineage: Eukaryota; Fungi; Basidiomycota; Tremellomycetes; Trichosporonales; Trichosporonaceae
Gene: PGS1
Exons: 3
Coding region: 1-1674 (557 amino acids)
Biological process (GO): cardiolipin biosynthetic process
Cellular component (GO): mitochondrion
Molecular function (GO): CDP-diacylglycerol-glycerol-3-phosphate 3-phosphatidyltransferase activity
Source: RefSeq, a predicted model, not a curated record
AUGCCUCCUCGCAUACCCCUCGCAGUCGGGCCGCCAGAGUUCCGGCUCAUGGCGCGCGCCGCCCGCGUGAGGACGCUCUAUCGUUCCGCGGUGGCAGGCGCUGCACCGAGCUCGACGCAGUCAGCACCGUUGCCUCCGGCUGCCGCGAUGCCACCCGCGUUUGCAGGUCUCGCUGCCGGACUGAGCGCGACGCAGCCAUGUUUCGGCGCGCACGGCGAGAGCGUCGAAAUGCUCGAGGGGCCGGUGGUAUUUCACGACCGCUUGCUUCAAAUGGUGCGCGGCGCGCAGCGCCGCAUCCUCAUCUCCACGCUGUACAUUGGGACUGAGGAGGAAUCUUUGGUGGACGCGGUGAACACGGCUCUGGCUGCGCGACCUGGGGUGCGCGCGACGUUCGUACUCGACUACAAUCGCGCCACGCGGCCGGGCAAGGGCACGCCGGCAAGCACGGUUGACAUGCUCAUGCCGCUGCUCGAGCGUUUCGGCGAUCGGGUCGAUGUGUGGCUCUACCGCUCGCCAAAGCUGCGUGGGUUGCUAGAGGCAAUCGUUCCACCGCGUUUCAACGAGGGCUGGGGUACUUGGCACGCAAAGUACUACGCUGUCGAUGACGAUGUCAUGCUCUCCGGCGCCAACCUCGCCGCAUCAUACUUUACCAACCGGCAAGAUCGGUACAUCCACCUAGCCUCACACCCCAGCCUGCUCAGCUACCUGAGCAGCAUUACCCGCUUGGUGUCCGACUACAGCUACAAGGUGGUUCCGAACGCACGACCGGGCGCGCUAGGGGAGCACGGCGUGCUCCUCAACCCUGGCUCGCCGCCCGUUCCUGUUGGCAAGCGUGGCGCUUUCACCGCCAGUGGACCAGGCGCAUUGUGGCGCGAGAGGUCUCUCUCUCCGCGCGGGUGGGCUGGACAUGCCAACGCGACGUUCGGUGCGUUCCAGCAGGCGUGGCGUGCAAGUAACGGGGUACGGACGCGCGACGCGGCGGCCAAGGGCGCCGAUACCUGGUUCUGGCCUGUGCUGCAGUCUGGCGUCCUCAACAUUGGGGAGGAGGAGCGCGCCAUGGCGGCCGUGUGGGCAGCAAUUCGACGGGCACAUGAGGCAGGCGAAAAGGUAGAGGUCGACCUGACGAGCGGGUAUUUCGGCCUGUAUGCCGCUUACAAACGGUCUGUCGUAGACUCUCCUGCCCCGGUGCGCGUCAUUGCUGCAUCGCCAAAAGCAAACGGCUUCUACGGGUCAAGGGGCGCUUCCAAUCUCAUCCCGGAGGGAUACACGCUCCUCGAGAAACGGUUCUACGCAGACGCAGCCAAGAACGGGCGCGUCGGAGCUGGCGGCGUGCGUCUGCAGGAGUGGGAGCGCGAGGGUUGGACAUACCAUGCAAAGGGAAUGUGGGUGUCCGAGGCGGAGGAGGGUGAGACGUCUGAGCAGGCAGUCGAGCACCCCUUCUUAACUUUCAUCGGUUCAUCGAACCUCUCGACACGCUCUCUGCAACUCGACACGGAGCUGUCGCUCCUGUUGGCCACGAGCAACAAGUCUUUACGGUCCGCGCUCGGACACGAGCUGGCGACAUUGCGUGAGCACGCGCACGAUGUUGGACCAGCGACAUGGGCAACGCCCGAACGGCGGGUGAGCCUGGCAAGUCGAGUGCUCGUCGCACUCGGGGUUGAGGGCAUGUUGUAG